AGCUGUGCUCGUGCCCCCACAACUGCAUCUCAGUAUUUUGCAGCGAAAUCUACUCUGCUUGAAAAACCAUGAAGGCUAAACAGCCUGUCACACUGAGCCACUGUUUUGUGUGAGCAUCAGACGCCAAGUGGAACCAAGAGAGAAAGAGAGAGUGUGAGAGAGAGAGGGAGAGAGCGCGCGCGCACCACGCAAGCGCGUAAAGGCGAGAUGGAUACCUAAUUAUCGGUCUUUUCCAGCGCUAUUCCACAUUUUAAGUGGAGCGGUGCGUUGUUUGAUUUUCGCGGCCCCUCACGGUGCAGUGGAGGAACACAACUAUACAUCGCGGAUUUCUAUCAUCAGCGUGGACAAAUGGGGGGAAGAGGACACAGCUCUUCGUUGACUCGUGAGGCGAUCGCUGCGUUACGCAUUUAUUUCCCAGUGAGCGCUUGAAUAUUUACCCCCCCCCCUCUCCCGCUCUCUCCCCCUUCUUCGCUGAGAAUCAUCGCUGCUGCAACCUCAACGUUGCAAAAAGUCAAACAUCAGUGGAUGUAAGACGGAGAGCAGCAGGGUGUUGUCGAGAAGAGAGGGAUGAGAGGAGGAGGAGGAGGGGAGCACUAUGAGGUGUGAUGUUUUGUUGGAAAAGCCGGAGAAAGGCGGACACGGAGGAGAAGGUGUGCUGCUGCUGCUGGUGGUGCUGCUGCUGAUGUGCUGAAAGCCUGCGACAGCGCCGUGUCCAAGUCCUCCUGAGAGAUCGUCACGAAGCGGGGGAAGAAAUGGCCUAUAGUUAGAACAUCACUGACACACAGAGAGGACAAGAAGAGGAUUUGCGUUCUUGGAUGGACGGGCCAUCACCAUCUCUAUCACCACCACCACCACCAUCAUCGUCUUAUUCUCGGAACUUGCAAUUCAGUCUUUAAGGUGGAACUGGCUCACUGACUGCAGCUCGAGACCCAUCAGAAGUCCUACAGAGAGAGACUGAUGUGACCACACAGUCUACCUGAGAAUGCUACCUGACCCUCUGCCUCACCAUGUCGCCCUAGGAAAACUGUCCCUUCUCACACAACCUCCUUUUUUGCCUUUUUUAUCCACCAUAACCCACUGAGUUUUUGAUCAACCAAAGUCCUGGUGAUACGACUAAAAGAGCCUUUAUUUUGGACAUGUGGUUUUUUCCUUUCAAUGCUGCCAGCCACCAAGGCUAUGGUGGGAAGCAUCAUUAUACUUUUCAGCAGAUUGCUAACCUCUGCCUGGUGUGGCUCUUAGGACUAGCACUACACCUGACUCUUUCCUCAUGUCAACGGGUUGAUCUGAAACACCCCAUAGUGUCCACAGGCUAUGGAAAAAUCCGUGGAAUCAGGAAGGAGCUCAGCAAUGAGAUCUUGGGCCCAGUGGAGCAGUACUUAGGCGUGCCGUAUGCCACUGCACCUAUUGGCGAGCGUCGCUUCCAGCCCCCUGAAGCUCCGGGCUCCUGGCAGGAGAUCCGCAACGCCACCCAGUUUGCGCCUGUGUGUCCGCAGAACGUGCACGGGGUUUUACCUGAGAUCAUGUUACCUGUGUGGUUCACGGACAACCUGGAUGCUGCAGCGAACUAUGUCCAAAACCAGAGCGAGGACUGCCUUUACCUAAACAUAUACGUACCUACUGAAGAUGGUCCACUGACAAAAAAACCUGAUGAGUCUACAAUGAACAGACCAAGGGAGGAAGAUAUUCGGGAUCGUCGCAAGAAGCCGGUCAUGCUGUUCAUCCAUGGAGGCUCAUACAUGGAAGGCUCAGGGAACAUGUUUGAUGGCAGCGUCCUCGCUGCCUAUGGAAACGUCAUCGUCGUCACCAUGAACUAUCGGCUUGGUGUGCUUGGCUUUCUGAGCACAGGGGACCAGUCUGCAAAGGGGAACUAUGGCUUGUUGGACCAGAUCCAAGCUCUGCGCUGGCUCAACGAAAACAUCGGCCACUUUGGAGGAGACCCAGAAAGAAUAACCAUCUUUGGCUCCGGGGCCGGUGCUGCCUGUGUGAACCUUCUCAUCCUCUCCCAUCACUCUGAGGGCCUGUUCCAGAGGGCCAUUGCGCAGAGUGGCUCCGCCAUCUCCAGCUGGUCAGUCAACUACCGGCCGCUAAUGUACACAAAGAUCCUCGCGAGGAAGGUCGGCUGCACUCUGGAGGACAUGGGUGAGUUGGUGGAGUGCCUGCGGAGGAAAAGUUUCCGGGAGCUGGUGGACCAAGAUAUUCAGCCUGCACGCUAUCACAUUGCCUUUGGACCUGUGGUGGAUGGGGAUGUCGUUCCAGAUGAUCCUGAGAUCCUCAUGCAGCAGGGCGAGUUCCUCAACUACGACAUAUUGCUGGGUGUCAACCAGGGAGAGGGGCUGAAGUUUGUGGAUGACAGCGAAGAGGAAAAUGGAAUAUCAGCAGCGUCAUUUGACUACACCAUCUCCAACUUUGUGGACAAUCUGUAUGGAUACCCUGAUGGUAAAGAUAUCCUGAGGGAAACCAUCAAAUUCAUGUACACUGACUGGGCGGAUAGGGACAACAGCGACAUGCGCAGGAAGACCCUCCUGGCUCUGUUCACGGACCAUCAGUGGGUGGCCCCGGCUAUUGCCACUGCCAAGCUGCACGCUGAGUUCCAGUCGCCAGUCUACUUCUACACCUUCCACCACCACUGUCAGACUGAGGCGAGGCCAGAGUGGGCAGACGCAGCCCACGGAGAUGAGAUCCCAUAUGUUUUUGGGAUUCCCAUGGUGGGAGCCACUGACCUCUUUCCCUGUAACUUCUCCAAGAACGACGUAAUGCUCAGUGCUGUAGUCAUGACAUACUGGACCAACUUUGCCAAGACGGGGGAUCCAAACCUGCCAGUUCCUCAGGACACCACCUUCAUCCACACCAAGCCCAACCGCUUUGAGGAGGUCAUCUGGACCAAGUUCAUCUCCAAAGACAAGCAGUACUUGCAUAUUGGCCUGAAGCCUCGCGUCAGAGACAACUACCGGGCCAACAAGGUGGCCUUCUGGCUGGAGCUUGUGCCACAUCUGCACAGCCUUCAUGAGAAAAUCAUUAGCUCGUUCACAACUCGACUGCCACCUGGAGGCCCCAACCGCUGGAAGGGCCCUCAAAGCUCUGGUACUCGUUCCACACGACACCCUGUAAUCUCCACUUACCCUCCUGACCCUGAGCCUGAUGGGUCAGAGAGAACCCCCUACCAUCCUUUCCCCUCUGAGACCAGAGAUUACUCCACCGAGCUGAGCGUGACGGUAGCUGUGGGCGCCUCGCUUCUUUUUCUCAACGUGCUUGCUUUUGCGGCACUUUACUAUAAACGGGAUAAGCGUCACGAACUCAUGCAGCGGCGCCACCGCCGACUCUCGCCACAACGAGGCACGACAAUGGGCAUGGGUGUUGGCAUGGGAGUAGUCGGUGCGCCACCGCACAAUGACCUGGCUCUUAGCCAAGAGGAGGAGCUCAUGUCACUGCAGAUGAAGCAGCAGAGAGUGGAGCUAGAGCACGGCACACCCCUGCCUUCCCGUGGUGUCCAUGGUGACCUGGAGCCUCUGCGGCCCCCAGUGUGUCCUCCUGACUACACGCUGGCCCUGCGGCGAGCACCGGAGGAUGUGCCACUGAUGACAGCCAACACCAUCACCAUGAUCCCCAACACUAUCAGCAGCAUGCAGCCCCUACACCCAUUCAACACGUAUCCCCCUGUCCCGGCCCCUUCCGGUACGCCUGUCCCCAGCCACAGCAACAAUGCUCUGCCACACCAACAUUCCACCACCCGUGUAUAGGACUAGGCACAACCUCUGCUACCCCACUCUGGGCUUACAGAGACGAACCGCACAAACUGUUCCAUAUAAACUUCACUCUCACCACCCUCUAUUCCUCUUUAAUAUGUCUUUUGCAUCAAGCCCUCAAAUAAAGCUGCAGUCUGUAAGAUAUCAAGCCAUUAAAUAUCUUGAAAAUAUAAUCAUUAAUCGAGAAGUCGAUUUAAAAUCACUCCUUUGCCAAAAGCCUGUCGUCUUAGUUUUUUUUCUUGUUAACAACUUUUCAAUACCCGGCGUUUGGACAAGCCCCCCCAAAAAAGCAGCUUUAAGCUUGUCGCUCUCUCAAAGAGGCCUUCAAGCUGACCACAAUCAGUCAAGCAUCUAAUGUGCGGCUUGCUUGUUUUUUUGUUUUUUUUUAUUCUUUUUUGUGUAGUGUUGUUCAUGCAAACCUGUUUUGCAUAGAAUGCAAAUAUUCAUUUUCUGUUCAUUUAGUGUGAAGAUAUUAUAGCAGUGAGCAGCUCUGUGUGGAGCAACAUAUGCUCCAACAAGCUGUCUGUUAUAAAGCUGCCAUUUAUUGAAACUUACAAACUGCAGCUUUAAAAAGGCCCAAUCUGGAAGUGAGUGCUUGGGCACCACGCUAUGUCCCAACAGCUGUUUCUGUGGUCUGAUUUUUGGAGAAUUUCACUUUGUGCGAAAUGUAUUGUCAGUGCUGGAAGUGCGAGGAUGAAAAUGGAUACGCAGAUGAGCAUGUGAUCUACAUUUAUUGUGAAACUCAAAGCGGCAGGAUCAGUGGAAAAAGCACUCAUUGGUGAGGUUUGGGUUACUAAACAUUUUAAGAUUUAAGGCUUUCUGUCCUGAUCACUCUUCGUUAGGUAAGCGUGGACAAAUGCACUUGUUUCAUCAGAUCAAUGUGAUUCUCCAUUGCCUCGAUUCUCUUUUAGAACCCAUUCAGACCUGGUAUUAACGUCUGUCCUGCAUGAUCCGUGCCAAUCAUACUAACUUCAGUUCGGAAUUCUCCAAGUCCAUCCUGAAUGCAUUCUCCGAAAAUCACAAAAACUACACUUGGUGGUUUGAGGACACAUGUGGCCACAUUCUUGAGCAUGAAUGAAUGCAAGGACAGAAAGGACACCACCUCAGCUGAUGUCCUGUUUUUAAUUUAAGGUGUGAACAGUUUUUCCCCACAUGUGAUCACACAGUAAGGACAGGUUAAUACCAGGUCUGAACAGAGCCUUGGACUUUUGCUGUGUUUUCCACCAUGGCCCGGUUUGGUUUGGUACAGUACAGGAUGGUUU
Molecule: messenger RNA, 5005 nt
Organism: Solea solea (common sole)
Lineage: Eukaryota; Metazoa; Chordata; Actinopteri; Pleuronectiformes; Soleidae
Gene: nlgn2b
Product: neuroligin 2b
Exons: 9
Coding region: 1137-3737 (866 amino acids)
Biological process (GO): modulation of chemical synaptic transmission; neuron cell-cell adhesion; synaptic vesicle endocytosis
Cellular component (GO): postsynaptic specialization membrane; cell surface; synapse
Molecular function (GO): neurexin family protein binding; signaling receptor activity
Source: RefSeq, a predicted model, not a curated record